GUCUAUUCGUGUUUGGUUUACGAAUAGUACGUUCUUUUUCUUGAGUUUUGGAACACAACCCUGCUCUACUGACAGCUCAUUCCAGAUCAUUUUGUCGCAAUAUCGCUCAGUGAGUGCAAUGCUCAGCUUUUUUGAAAUAGUUUGUAUUGGCCAGAGAGAUUUAAGUGAUACGUGAAUUACAAAUUCAUGAUUAGAAAAUGGCCGAGUCCGAACAGAGAACUAAAGACGGUUGUAAUACAACGCCGUCAAAGGAGACAAUGGUGAAACAAGAAAAGCGUGAUAGUACGUUGACGAAUGGCGGGAAGGGCUCCGGCGAUGAUGCUGAUAGCUUCGAAGAGUUACCGCUCGAUAUAGGCGAACAUUAUCUCGUUCGCAGAUCUGAUGACUCCUGGCAUCCUGCAGAAAUUAUCCAAACACGUUAUAAUGAAAAUGAAAGUCAUUAUGAAUAUUAUAUCCACUAUGAUGGACAUAACAGAAGAUUGGAUGAAUGGGUACCUCGUGAUCGAAUUAUGUCUAGCAGGUUUGAUAUGAGUGAAAUAGAACGACAUGAUAGAAAUUCUGGAACUGAUUUAUUAGCAUUAGAUUCUUCUGAUCGCAAAAUCACUAGAAAUCAGAAGAGACGUCAUGAUGAGAUUAACCAUGUACAGAAGACUUAUGCAGAAAUGGAUCCUACUACAGCUGCAUUGGAGAAAGAACAUGAAGCUAUAACCAAAGUAAAAUACAUAGAUAGAGUACAGAUCGGUAAAUAUGAAAUUGACACUUGGUAUUUUAGUCCAUAUCCAGAAGAAUAUGGCAAACAACCAAAGCUCUGGAUUUGUGAAUAUUGCUUAAAAUAUAUGCGACUCGAAAAAACUUAUAGAUAUCAUAUGAGUGAAUGUACUCAUAGACAGCCAGUUGGAAAGGAAAUUUAUCGAAAAGGAACAUUGAGUAUUUGGGAAGUAGAUGGCAGAGAACACAAAAUUUAUUGUCAGAAUUUGUGUUUGUUGGCAAAAUUAUUUUUAGAUCACAAAACCCUUUACUUUGAUGUAGAGCCAUUUCUCUUUUAUAUCUUAUGUGAGGUGGAUAAGCACGGUGCACAUUUAGUUGGUUAUUUUUCAAAGGAGAAAGAUUCACAAGACGGUAAUAAUGUAGCAUGUAUCUUAACUCUACCACCUUUUCAAAGACAGGGCUAUGGCAAAUUAUUGAUAGCUUUUAGCUAUGAAUUAAGUAGAAUUGAACAAACGGUUGGAAGUCCAGAGAAACCUUUAAGCGAUUUAGGAAAGUUAUCUUAUCGCAGUUAUUGGAGUUGGAUUCUAUUGGAAAUCCUUCGAGAUUUUAGGGGCGGGACUACUCUUGGUAUUAAAGAUCUUAGUCAAAUGACCAGCAUCUCACAAACUGAUAUUAUCUCGACAUUACAAAGUAUGAAUAUGGUUAAAUAUUGGAAAGGACAGCAUGUUAUUUGCGUCACACCCAAAUUAGUAGAAGAACACAUAAAGAGCAGUCAAUAUAAAAGACCGCGUCUUACAGUCGAUAAUAGCGCAUUGAGAUGGGGAGCACCACCUCGGAAGAAUAUAAAACUCAGCAAGAAAUAACACUUAAAUGGGUUGGUGUAAUAUUUUUCUAAAUAAUGAUCAUUUAAUAUAGUUAUAUAUACACACACACACACACACACAUGCACACACAUAAUUCAAAAACUCGAUGUAUCCGAUAUUAAUUUACGUGUGGCAUGCAUAAAUUUGUUUGUUAUUUCGUAAUACAUUUACAAAUAUGUUUAUAAUUGAUCGAUAAAAUAUCGUUCUUGAUACGAUAUUUGUCAUUAAAAAUAUAAUACAAUAUUUGUUACUAAAUAGACACAUUACUCUUAA
Messenger RNA from Trachymyrmex septentrionalis, 1844 nucleotides. RefSeq names its product histone acetyltransferase KAT8 (gene mof). The transcript has 7 exons. Gene Ontology annotation, molecular function: histone acetyltransferase activity. The coding region runs from base 198 to 1571 and encodes 457 amino acids. NCBI's taxonomy places the organism in Eukaryota, Metazoa, Arthropoda, Insecta, Hymenoptera, Formicidae. Gene Ontology annotation, biological process: regulation of DNA-templated transcription. The record is from RefSeq and is a predicted model, not a curated record.